CGAAAUGCAGAAACCCUUCGUCUCCUCCGCGUCGCUCUAGCCCGGCUCACCGUCCGCUCCUCGCAAACAAGGAUGGGCACCGAAACGGAGGACGAAACGGAGGCGAGGCGAGAAGCCGUCCUCCUCCAAUCGCUGGCGGAGAACAAGUUCAAGUCCUCCAACCUCAAGUCCGCCAUCAAGUACGCCCGCCGGGCCCACCGCCUCUGCCCCUCCGUCGACGGCCUCGACGGCAUGGUCGCCGCCCUCGCCGUCCUCGACGCCGCCGCCCGGUCUCCGCCCGAGUACUACAAAAUCCUCCAGGUGGAGCCCUUCGCCCACGUCAACGCCAUCAAAAAGCAGUACAAGAGGCUCGCCCUCGCCCUCCACCCCGACAAGAAUCCCGGAUCGUGGUCCGAGGAGGCGUUCAAGGUCGUGGGCGAGGCGUUCCAGUUCCUGUCCGACAGGGUCAGGAGAAAGGAGUACGAUGUCGGGUUGCGGGUCAGGAUGCAGGAGGCGGCCGUGGAGGGAAUGGGUGUGGCGGAGACGUUCUGGACCGCGUGCUCGCGGUGCCGGCUGCUGCAUAAGUUCGAGAGGAAGUACUUGGGGCAUAGCCUGGUCUGUCCUAGCUGUAGGAAGAGUUUUAAGGCCGUGGAGGUUGAGGGUGGGGAGGGAGGUGGUGAGGGGUCAAAGAGUGGAGUUGGACGUGAGGGAUCGAAGGGAAAGGCGGGCGGUGUCCGUGUGGGUGUUAAGAGGAAGGCGAGUAGUGAGGGCAGGACAAGGGAUGCCAAAUUGAAGGAGAAAGUGGGUGGUGGAGGUGUAAUUAAGGGUGGUGACCGUGGUGGCAGAAGUGGCGAGUGGGGUGGGGGAAGAAUUGGUGUAUAUGUAGGUGGUAAGAAGAAGGUGAGUGGUGAGGACAGGAUGAGAGAUGUCAAGUUGAAGAAGAAAGUUGGUGGUGGUGUUGAAAUAUCGAAUGGCGAUGGUGGUGAUGGAAGUGGCGGGUGGGGCGCAGGGAGAAUUGGUGUCUAUGUAGGUGCUAAGAAGAAGGUGAGUAGUCAGGAGAGGAUGAGAGCUGAUAGGUCGAAGGGGAAAGUGGGUGGUGGUGGUGAUAUAGAGGGUUCGGAUGUUGAUCAUGUUUGUGGAAGUGGCGGGUGGGGUGCAGGGAGAAUUGGUGUCUAUGUAGGUGCUAAGAAGAAGGGGAGUAGUGAGGACAGAAUGAGGGAUGUCAAGUUGAACAAGAAAGGGGGUGGUGGUGGUGCUGAAAUAGAGGCUUCAAAUGGCGAUCGUGAUGGCGGAAGUGGCGAGUGGGGUGGAGGUAGAUUGAGGAGGAGAGAAUCCAGGACAAGAACAAAUCUGAUUGCAGAAGUAGUGAAACCGCCAAAAAAGAAGGGAGACAGAACUGAGGAGGAAACGAUGACAUUGGCAGAAAUGCAGUUGGCAGUGAAUAGAAAGAUUGUCAAGGGAAAAAUGAAAUUAAAAGAGAAGGAGAAAGAAAAAGAGAAAGAGAAGGAGAAACAGAAGGAGCAGGUAGAGAAAGAUGAUGGAGGAAAGAAGGCAGAGGAUGAUGAUGAGGAUAGAAGAAAGGUUUCAAAGAAGGAUGAUACUUUUGAAGUUGAAUCAACUCAUGGAAUCUUAAAGAGAAGUGGAGUUUCGGCAAUUGAGAUAAGGUAUUCGAGGAGAAGUAGGACUUCGGGUAUUAAGAGGCAAAGUCAUUCAGAAAGAAGAGAUGGUUCAGAAGUUGAGAUGCAAAUAACCGUUCCGAAAAAAAGAGCAACCUUAGAGCAUGAGAAGUCAAGGGGUUCAAAGAGUAAGGAUUUGGAGGCAAGAGAUGGUUCGGAAGUUGAGAUACAAAUAACCGUUCCGAAAAGGAGAGCAAACUUAGAGCAUGAGAAAUCAAGGGGUUCAAAGAGUAGGGAUUUGGAGGCAAGAGAUGGCUUAGAGGUUGAGAUGCAAAUAACUCUUCCGAAAAAGAGAGCAAACUUAGAGCAUGUGAAAUCAAGGAGAUCAAAGAGUAGGGAUUUUGGGGCUAUGACGGUCGUGGAUUCAGACUUCUAUGAUUUCGAUAAGGACAGAGUAGAAAGGUGCUUUAAGAAAGGGCAAGUGUGGGCUGUCUACGACGACAUCGACGGACAGCCAAGGCAUUAUGGUUUGGUAAAUGAAGUUAUAUGCAUUAAUCCGUUUGAGGUUAGACUUAGUUGGCUAGAUGUACACUAUAGCAUGGUCCAGGAUCUAGUUGGACAGGAGCAAUUGGGUUUUCAUCUAUCCUGUGGGAGAUUUAAGGUUGCUCAAGAAACGAUUGUGAAGACUCUGAAUAUAUUCUCACAUGUGGUUGAUUGCGAAAGGGCUGCCCGGGAAAUCUACAGGAUUUACCCAAAGAAAGGUUCAGUGUGGGCAGUCUUCAAGGAGGGGGUUUUGGAUGCCGAAAGGAGAAAUCUUUCAAACCGGGACGAAUGCUGCUACGAUAUUGUAAUCUGUUUAACUACCUAUAGCGAAGUGCACGGUUUGAGCAUGGCAUACCUUGAGAAGGUGGAUGGAUUUAAGACCGUAUUCCAGAGACGAGAGAUUGGACUGCAUGCUAUCAGGUGGCUUGAAAAGGAUGGAGUCGAUCAGUUUUCACAUCAGAUUCCUGCCCGGAGGCUUUCUGGGAGUGACAUGCCAGAUGCUUUGAAAGAGUGUUGGGAGCUCGACCCCGCUUCCCUUCCUUCACAUUUUCUGACCACGCAGUCACGGAGGCUGCAAAUAAUGCCAUGUGCUUCUUGAUAUCUAUCUCUACUUUCACUGAUGUGGAUCUUUUAGAUAUAUAUUGUGAUGACAUCUUGUUAUAAGGAACAUUGUCUGCCUUGUGAUGCACAGUCAAAUAGUACAAUUAGAAAAUCUGUAAAUCAUUCAGAGACUGUUUAUUCUGUUUACAUGAACAUGUUUUAGAGUUC
This is a messenger RNA of Eucalyptus grandis, 2906 nucleotides long. RefSeq lists its product as uncharacterized. NCBI's taxonomy places the organism in Eukaryota, Viridiplantae, Streptophyta, Magnoliopsida, Myrtales, Myrtaceae. The transcript has a single exon. The record is from RefSeq and is a predicted model, not a curated record. The coding region runs from base 73 to 2736 and encodes 887 amino acids.